Messenger RNA from Vespa crabro (European hornet), 1748 nucleotides. Its product is annotated as protein lethal(2)essential for life-like. The transcript is spliced from 2 exons. The coding region runs from base 1016 to 1618 and encodes 200 amino acids. Gene Ontology annotation, biological process: response to heat; protein refolding. Gene Ontology annotation, molecular function: protein folding chaperone. The record is from RefSeq and is a predicted model, not a curated record. NCBI's taxonomy places the organism in Eukaryota, Metazoa, Arthropoda, Insecta, Hymenoptera, Vespidae.
UAUAAAUAUACGUUGCGUCAUUUUUCUUUUUUUUUUUAUUCACUUCUAUUACGUCGAUAAUAAAUUGAUAACAAACAUUGCCUAUACAUGUGGCUUAUCUAAUCAAAAACAAGAAUAUUGGAAUGUUUUCAUGAGAAAUAUUCCUUCUCCAUAAAUUGGGUUUAUUAUUUCUGACAAGAAAUUGCACCGUUUUUUUUUUUCUUUUUUUUUCUUUUUUCUUUUUUUUGGCUAUAUCUCAUAUCCUAAUAAAUGAAUUAAGUGAGUUAUAAAUGAAUUAAGUGAGUUAUAAAAGAAGUAUUUCUUAAAAUGGAAUGAAUAAAGUCAUGAAUUCGUUGAAAAAUAAAUCUAUGUAUGCGUGCAUAGAUAUAUUGCUAUGCAAGUCUCUGAGAAUAACCACGGCCGAUGCACUUAGGCGUUGUUGACUUGGCAUUCUAUUUAAAAAUUUGAAACACGUUGUUAUUAAUGUAAUGAUACGUAAUCUGUAAAUUAUAUUAUUUUUGCAAUCGUUACUAUUUGUUUUUUGAUAUAACAAAUAACAAUUAACAUUUCAAAAAAGUGCAUCUAUAGAAUAUGAUGAAAUAUCUGAUAAAAUAUUUGAUAAAAUUGCAUUAGAAAAAAGAAAAAAAAAAUCAACAUACAUUAUUAUAAACAAAAAAGUUUUAUUACAUUUAUUAUUUAUUAAACAAACAAAUCCGUUCGAAUUGACGUAUAUCAAAAAGAUAGAAAAAAAAAAGAUUUUGGAUGUGUUCUAGAAUUUCCAUAAAAUGAAACCAUCAAUAGUAUUGUCUCGAAAUUUCGAUGAAAGACUCGAAUGCAUCCCUCCUUACACGUCGCUUCACCUGGUACAGAUAUAAAAGCACGUCACGGAGAUCUGUCGACUCAGUAAACGUGCAACUAACAACGAGUGAAUACUCUAAUAGAAGAAAAAUAUCAUUGAGACAGUGAUUACAUCAGAUUUCAAUUAAACGUGAAACAUAAUAGAAACGUUUUGAAAAAAAAUAAUAAAGGUGCAUUAAUGAGAUCGAAAAUGUCGCUAAUCCCAAAAUUGUUUUCUCAUUGGUGGGAAACAUUGGAGCAACCACAUAGAUUGUAUGAUCAACGUUUUGGCAUGGGAAUUCAUCCGGAACAAUUUUUUGGAUCAUCCAUGUUAGACAAAUUGGAAGGUAGAAGAUUUUCACCAUUCUCAGCGUCCUCGGCAUUUUAUAAAUAUUAUCGACCAUGGGCUGAUCUUAUUCGCGACGAGGAUAACAGUGGUUGGUCUGUUGUUAAAAAUGAUAAGGAUAAGUUUCACGUAGCUUUGGACGUUCAACAAUUCAAGCCUGAGGAAGUUAACGUCAAGAUCGUUAAUAAUUACAUCGUUGUCGAAGGCAAACACGAAGAACAACAGGACGAUCACGGUGUCAUAUCCAGACACUUCGUCAGAAAAUAUUUGGUACCUGACCAAUGUGAUCCUGAGAAAGCAACAAGUUCUUUAUCUUCCGACGGUAUCCUGACAAUAACAGCACCUAGAAAACCAGAAGCUAUUGAAGAAAAGAAAGAACGAGUUGUUAAGAUCGAACAUACAGGGAAACCAGCGUUAGAAAACGAUGAUAAGAAGAUGACUACUUCGCAACAAUAAAAAAAAAAAAAAAAUAAAAUCCUAUUCAUUCUACGUUCUUCUUCGUUCAUCUUUUCAUUGUAUUCUGUUAUUAUUUUUUAUUAUCUCUUACAAUGAUCCAUUUGUUAUAAUAUAUUGUAAUAUAUAUUAA